AUGUCUCGGGCUGUUCAUUUUCCAAUGCCUUGUCCAGUGCAGCUUGGAACCUUAACGGAUGACUCCUUGGAAGCUCAGCUUCAUGAGUAUGCCAAACAAGGGAACCAUGUGAAAGUGAAGAAGCUCCUUAAGAAAGGGAUCCGUGUUGAUGCCGUUAACACUCUGGGCCAGUCAGCUCUUUUUGUUGCCGCAUUAUUGGGCCAUAUGAAAUCAGUUGAUGUUCUGGUGGAUUAUGGCUCAGAUCCAAAUCACCGCUGCUUUGAUGGGAGCACUCCUGUUCAUGCAGCAGCUUUUUCAGGCAGCCAGUGGAUCCUCAGUAAACUGCUGGAUGCAGGGGGUGACCUUCGACUCCAUGAUGAGAAGGGUCGAAACCCCCAGGCCUGGGCCUUGGCAGCAGGGAAGGAUCGAAGCACUCAGGUGGUGGAGCUCAUGCAGCGCUGUACUUCACACAUGAAGGCUAUCAUCCAGGGCUUCUCCUAUGACCUCCUGAAGAAGAUCGAUUCUCCUCAGCGCCUCAUUUGUAGUCCACCCUGGUUUGGGAGCCUCAUCCACGGAAGCCCAAAUAGUUCUCCUCAUCGACAGCUUAAACCAGGAAUCAUUUCUGCCCAAAACAUGUACAGCUUUGGCUUUGGAAAGUUUUAUCUCACUUCAGGGAUGCAGCUCACUUACCCAGGAUCUCUUCCAGUAAUUGGAGAAAAGGAAGUGAUCCAAGCUGAUGAUGAGCCUACCUUCUCUUUCUUCAGUGGCCCCUACAUGGUCAUGACCAACCUUGUGUGGAACAGGAGCCGAGUCACAGUGAAGGAGCUGUACCUUCCCACUCAUCCUCACUGUAGCCGGCUGAGGUUGGCCGACUUGCUGAUUGCUGAGCAGGAGCACAGCAGCAACCUUCGGCAUCCUAACCUGCUGCAGCUGAUGGCUGUAUGUUUGUCCCAGGACCUGAAGAAAAUUCGUCUGGUUUACGAGCGUAUCACAGUUGGCACACUGUUCAGUGUCCUCCAUGAACGAAGGUCCCAGUUCCCAGUGUUGCACAUGGAAGUGAUUGUGCACUUACUGCUCCAGAUUGCUGAUGCCUUGAUAUACCUGCAUUCCCGAGGGUUUGUCCAUCGCUCCCUUAGCUCCUAUGCUGUCCACAUUGUCUCUGCAGGAGAAGCAAGGCUGACCAACCUGGAGUACAUGAUGGAAAGCCAGGACAACGGUGUACACAGGGACAUGACUCGGGUGCCCCUCCCCACCCAGCUGUACAACUGGGCUGCACCAGAAGUGAUCUUACAGAAGGCAGCCACGGUGAAGUCAGACAUCUAUAGCUUUUCCAUGAUUAUACAAGAGAUCUUAACAGACAGCAUACCCUGGAAUGGCCUGGAUGGCUCAAUUGUUAAAGAAACCAUAGCCCUGGGAAAUUAUUUAGAAGCUGAUGUCAGGCUUCCGGAACCUUACUAUGAUAUUGUUAAGUCAGGUAUCCACGCCAAGCAGAAAAACCGAACAAUGAACCUACAAGAUAUUCGGUAUAUUAUGAAGAACGACUUAAAGGAGUUUAUUGGAGCUCAGAAAACUCAGUCAACUGAGAGUCCCAGAGUGCAGAGAUAUGAACCCCAUCCUGAUGUUGAUGUCUGUCUAGGACUAACUUCAGAAUAUCAAAAAGACGCUCCAGACUUGCACAUCAAAGAGCUAAAGGAAAUGGGUAGUCAGUCACCAGCAGGUCACUCCUUUCCCACUGACAAAACAGCACCAGCUCCUCAGGUCCUGGAUUCGAGUCCUUCAGCCCAGGCGCCCGAGAAUGCACAUGUUCCUUCUCCUCUUGCGUCAUGCUCAGCAGAAGAGUCCCGAAGCCCCACUGCAAGUCAGGCCAGCCUCUGCAGCUUUGAAAUCAACGAAGUCUUCUCAGGCUGCCUGAACCUGGGAACUGACAAAGAGGAAGACUGCCCAGGGACUGCCUCAUCACCUGAGGAGGGUCAACCAAAUCAGGUGGAUGAACUGCCAUCCCUGGAAGACGAGCUUGACAAGAUGGAGAGAGAACUGCAGUGUUUUUGUGAGGAGGACCAAAACUUUUCAGAAGUUGACACAGACCUUUCCUUUGAGGAUGGGGCCUGGCAGAGUGAUUCUCUUAGUUCUCUCAGCCUGUCAGAGUCAACCAGAGAAGCCAAGGGCAAAGUGAGCAGCUGGUCCAAGACUGACGAGUGUGUCAGUAAGUGUGUGCUGAAUAUAAAGAUUUCACAGGUGAUGAUGCAACAUAAUGUCGAGUGGCUGACGAAACUCGAGAAGGAAAUAGAUGAACUUGAGUUGAGACAGAAGGAGGUGGACAAUCAGUGUAGGAUUUUGAGGGAUGCUGCAUUAAGGUUUGCAAAUGCCAAGUACCCAUUAGCUGUGGGCCCUCCAUCUUUGACCUAUCAUCCUCCUGUUAUACAAUUAUCAGACCUCAAGUGGUCAGAAAAUGAUGGCAGUUGGUUGGCCCUAGCAAGGUCUCCAGGAAAUGACAGAGACUUCCAAGAGGAAUAUUCUGGCAAAAAACCUCAUAAACUAAGUGACUGUGGUUGGAAGCCUUUCACACAAGUUUCUGAAGAAAGCAGCGGGGACCGAUCAGAGCCAAACAAUCAGCUGCCAACUCUUUGUGGUCCUGGGAAAGAGAACACAGGUGAACAAUUGCUAUCCACUCAAGACAAGGAGAGCUUUGAAAGAAAUAGAAACCAAAAUAGUAAGAGGAUCAAUAUGGAAUCUGUGUCUUCUGAAAUCUAUCAUACCAAGGCAAGAAAUAAUGAAGAUGAUGCACACUUAAGAUGGAAAAUGGCAGUAAAAGAGAUGGCAGAGAAAGCAGUUUCUGGACAGCUCCUGGUGGCUCCUUGGAGUUUUCAGAUUAAUUUGCCUUUUGAGAGUAAGGCUGAAAAUGAGAGCACUGCUCUACUACGGCCCCCAGCUAGAGCUCCUGAAAGCACAGACUGGCAGCACGCUGUAGAAUACCAAAGAGAAAGUGAGCCACCAGCAGAUACGAAGUUUGGCAAAACAGACAACAGUGGUUGUGGCAAGAGCAAGCAGAGCAGACAGACAGGCCUUCAGAGCCUCACCAGUAUUACAUACCCGUUCUUCAGAAACCAUGAGCAGCCAGAGCACAGUGAAGCCUCUCGAGGAAGCUGUGACAUGUCUGAGGGUACCGAGAAGUUUUACAGUACCUCAAGUCCCAUAGAAGAGGACUUUGAAAAGCCACAAAGUUCUUUUGCCCAACCUCAAAGCUAUGUUGAAGAAAAGUUCCAACUAAGAGAAAUCUUUGGAAAGAAUGCUGAGAUUUUGUCUAAGCCUCAGUUCCAAGCUGUUCAAUGUGCUGAAGAUAAACAAGAAGAGACAUUAGAAGAGGCACCAAAGGAACAGAAACAGAAAGACAUAUCACUGAUGGACAUUCAAGACUUGUCCAGCAUCACUUAUGAACAAGAUGGCUCUGUUAAGGAAACGCCGUUGAAAACACUCAAAUUAAAGCAUGCACCUACUAGUGUCAGUACUCCGCUCAGCCCAGCGUCAAUUUCUUCAGCUGCUAGUCAGUAUGAAGACUGCCUUGAAAAUACCACAUUUAAAGUUAAAAGAGGAUCUACAUUUUGUUGGAAUGGUCAAGAAGCUAUGAGAACUUUAUCUGCCAAGUUUACAAGUGUCCGAGAGCGAGCCAAGAGCCUGGAAUGUCUCCUUGCUGCUUCUAAAGCCCUGCCUGCAAAACUGACUGAUCCUAAAAAAUGGUAUGUGUACACUGGGGCUGGUUCUUCUAACAUUUCUCCGGCAUCUGUGACAUCAACCUAUGCUACCCAGAGGAGGAGCCUACCCAGAGAACUAGUGGAAGCCACAUCUCAGCAUCAUAUUGACGACCUUCCACCACCAGCUCAGGAGCUACUUGAUGAAAUUGAGCUUCUGAAGCAGCAGCAAGCCUCGUCCGUGGUGUCACAUGGGAACACAGCACAUGAUCUGAGUGUCACUGAAAAUGAUAAAAGGAAUUUGGAAGAACAAGAAACCAACAGUAGUAAAGAUAGCAGUUUUCUUUCUACCAAAGAAAUUCAGGAUCUGGAAGACACAGAGAGAGCUCAUUCUUCUCUUGAUGAGGACCUGGAGAGAUUGCUGCAGUCACCUGAGGAGAACAUGGCACUACUGGACCUCCCCAAGGGCUCUAUAAGGGAGAAAAAAAGCAAAGAUCAGGACGUUGAAGAGAAGAGAAGAAGGGAAGCAAGCGUCAAGCCAGAGAGAAGGCGAUCAGACAGCUGUUUAGGGACCUUGGAAGAAGUUCAGCUCAGCGUUUCUGAUAAUUGCAGUCAACGAAACAGUAACAUCAACUUUUAG
Acomys russatus (golden spiny mouse) is the source of this 4305-nucleotide messenger RNA. It is a transcript of the gene Tex14, whose product is annotated as testis expressed 14, intercellular bridge forming factor. The record is from RefSeq and is a predicted model, not a curated record. Bases 1 to 4305 code for a protein of 1434 amino acids. The transcript is spliced from 29 exons. Lineage: Eukaryota; Metazoa; Chordata; Mammalia; Rodentia; Muridae. Gene Ontology annotation, molecular function: protein kinase activity; protein binding; ATP binding. Gene Ontology annotation, cellular component: intercellular bridge; midbody; kinetochore. Gene Ontology annotation, biological process: mitotic spindle assembly checkpoint signaling; protein phosphorylation; intercellular bridge organization.